Molecule: messenger RNA, 534 nt
Organism: Mesocestoides corti
Lineage: Eukaryota; Metazoa; Platyhelminthes; Cestoda; Cyclophyllidea; Mesocestoididae
Source: the annotation of a GenBank genome assembly
AUGGGUAGCCAACAUGCCAAAGCUAAGAAGGCUUGUCCGGAGAACGGUGACCGGAACUUUUCCAUAAGGCUUGCUAAAGGCAAGAAACUCAAAAGUGGUGAUGAUGCAACUUCCGUUUCGUCACUGGAUCUGGUGCCUACUCUUGAGGGUUCUGUGACCGCACUUUACGAUUAUGAUCCUUCCUUGAACGCAUGCAGUUCUGCCAUCGCCGUUAAGAAAGGUUCUGGUCAAUACGGCGUGGUCUACGAAGCCAUCUUCAAGCCCUAUGAUGUCACAGUAGCCGUGAAAACGCUGAAGGGCUCGCAGCGAAAGCUAGCGAUUAACUCGCCUGACAGCAGCCUGUUUAUUCUCUUCUCUCUUUCGUUUAUUCAGGAGGAUAUAACGCUUCGUGACGAAUUCCUACAGGAGGCCCGCCUGAUGAAAAGCCUGCGGCAUCCCAAUCUAGUUCGGCUACUCGUGGACCUGGUCUGGUUUGGUGACAAAGUGGUCGGAAGUUUUUCCACCUCCGACGAUGUCUUCACGCCCCACCGUUAA